AAUGACAGACUAACAGGCCCUGUGCUGGCCCUUAUGCUGGACCAUGACACAUGGAGGCAGCUGGUGUUUAAUGACCAUCGGAAAACAAGCAGCUGACGAAUUAAUAAUUCCAAAAUGGAGAGAAAUAAAAAAAUCAUUAACACGAAUAAAUCUAUUCAUCAAUAAUAUUACUUUAAAGGGUAUUGAGACAAACGUUGCUGAGAAGAAACCCGCAUGGAUGAGCUCAGUCUGGAGGUCGUAUCAACCCGCCAGUACAGCUGUCGAUGGAGUAAUACUUGCACACGAUUACAAAUACUCGGCUGUCACCAAGCCGUAUACAAACACUCCCGCCUGGUGGAAGGUGGAUCUACAAACACAAUCACAGUCAGCAAGCGUUACCCUGUACUUCAAUACAUUCUACAAGUUUAGACGUAAUGGCGUGCAGCUCUACAUAUCUAUGAUAAAUUCAUCUGACCCCAAAGAAGGAACUCUAUGCCACAGCGUAAAAGGGCGUCCUAACGGUACAGACAUCCCUGACGUACUGAAUGUCACCUGUCCUGGGACCUGGCGCUACCUGACUGGAUACACAGAGACAGAUAAUGAUGGAUAUGGUGUUGUUUUAGACUUUGUUGAAGUACAGGUGUGGAUCUGCAAUCCAGGAAUGUACGGGGUUAACUGUACUGCGUUUUGCAACUGCCUGAAUUCAACCUGUGAUCGCUUGACUGGAUUCUGUUCUGGAGACUGUAGACCAGGGUGGCAGGGACAGAGAUGUGACACAGCUUGCAACAACACCCAUUAUGGCACUAACUGCAACAAAACCUGUGCUGAGCGGAGAUGUGCAACUGCAGAUACGUCAUGUGACCCUCGCAGUGGAGCAUGUGACACAGGAUGUCUUCCUGGUUGGAUAGAUGAGGACUGCACACAAGAAUGUGUCAACAAAACAUAUGGUGCAAAUUGCACCAGUCUUUGCUCUGACAGACACUGUGCAGGAAACUCGUCAUGUGAUCACGUGACAGGGACAUGCGAUUUUACGUGUGAGUCUGGAUGGACGGGUGUUGAUUGCAAAGAAGAAUGUGAUUCCAAACAUUAUGGAGCAAAGUGUCUUGGAGCCUGCUCCUCCAGACACUGUGUAGGGAACUCUUCCUGUAACUCGACAGGGACCUGUGACAGUGGAUGUGAGGCAGGAUGGACUCAAGCUGACUGUACAGAAUGUGAUUCCAAACAUUAUGGACCAAAAUGUCUUGGAGCCUGCUCCUCCAGACACUGUGUAGGGAAUUCUUCAUGUAACUCAACAGGGGCCUGUGACAGUGGAUGUGAGACAGGAUGGACACUGGCUGACUGUACAGAUCUCAUACAAGGCCCUAGUCAGCAGUCUGACGGCACUUCGUUUCCCAUCCCCGCUGUAGUAGGAGCUGUUGUCGGCGUGGUGGUGGUUCUGAUGGUUGUCAUUGUAGUCAUCCUGAUCAGAAGAAGACGUGGGGAAAAGCAUGGACGUUCUGCUCACGAACCAGUCAUUGCUGAAAAAUUGAAACCCAGACAAGUGGAAGACACCGGCAUGUACAUGAAUGUCGGAUUUGAUAAAGCAGAGAAAUCAGCGUUGACUUCAAAGAAGACGUCAGGUAAACCAGUCACUGUUCGUUCCCAGAAUAAAUCACAAAGCGAUUUUGCUGGGGACGCUGAAUAUACGACUGUGAGCAAGGAUAUAGGUAAAGAUGGAACUGAUGACCUUGACCUCGAGAGAGUGGAGGUGGAGGAAGACUAUGACGUCUCAGCCCAGCCUGUACAGGUGGAGGACACACCAGAUGUCCCUGACAGAAACUACUACAACCUGGACGAUGCUGGACUUGGGCACGUGAUUCCCGUGUCACAGCUUCAGGCAAGAGUGGACGAGAUGACACUAGCAAGGGCAGAAGAGGAAUUUAAGCGACUUCCUGAUGGCUUCGUCUACUCCUAUGAUGAAUCUCAACAUCCUGGAAACAAGGGAAAGAACAGGUUCAGAGGCUAUUACCCAUAUAACUACAACCGUGUGGUGCUGCGCGACGUCAGUGACGACAAAGACACAGACUACAUCAAUGCCAGCUACCUUGAUGGAUAUAAAACAGAAAAGCGUUACAUAGCAGCACAAGGCCCCUACAGACCGGAGGUAGUGGUGGAUUUCUGGAGGAUGAUCUACCAGGAGGAAUGUUCAACAGUUGUCAUGGUGACGGGACUUGUAGAGGGAGGCAAGAUGAAGUGUCUUCAGUACUGGCCAGAGCAAGGAACUCUCACUUACGGUGACAUCGCAGUUACCAAGGAGACAGAAACACAACUAGUAAACUACACAGUCACACAAUUGUCUGCUCAGAAUAAAAAGGAAGGCAAGAUACACCAUGUUGACCACUUCCACUUCACAAGUUGGCCAGACCAUGGUGUACCCGACACUUCCGCCUUGCUGGAGUUUAUGUGGAGGGUCAAGGUCAUUACAAGACAUCAAACACAACCUGUGAUAGUCCACUGCAGCGCUGGUAUAGGACGGACAGGUACCUACAUCGCUAUAGAGAGUCUCGUGGAUCAGGCAGCGGCAGAAGGCACUGUAGACGUCGUCAGCUUCGUCUCCAACAUGAGAGGCCAGAGGAAGAACAUGAUUCAGACAAAAGAGAAGUAUCUGUUCCUGUACCAGGCCGUGGCUAUAGCGGUGUCAGAAGGGGACACAUCACUGGACGCUGACGUCAUCAGACAGAUAGAUCUCACUCAUGUGUCUGGAGUUACCAUGGGUAACAAAUCUGCACAGGAACACCUUGAGGCUCUGGAAAAUGAAUCUGACCGAGGUCUUACAGGAGAUCUGAAUACAACAGCAGCGUCAUACACAUCAAGUAAGGGGUUCUUCCUAAUAACGUCACACCUAGACAAAGAGGAAGUGUGGAAUCAGGUGUAUAACAACGACUCAAGGACCUUGAUCACGUGGGCUUCAGAUCAGUUGAUCAACCUCCCGUCGACCGACAGACCUGUGUCCACGUCGAGGCUGACAGCAAGCAUGCAAACAUCUAAAGUUAUAUCGAAUGAUGUUAUCCUCAACACUAUUGAUCUUACAGUAAAUGGUGUUGAUGUCACCACACCCAUUCAACACUAUCAUUUGACCGGAAGUACACGUGACCCAAGCGUCACUCUGUUGAUUGAUAGCUUACUGACGUCGACGAGUGACCAACAACGAGGCUCUUGCACAAUUGUGUCACAGUCUGUAAGCGAGGCUAGGCUCCUGGUCCUCCUGAUGAACAUCGCCAGCAGACAGAAGGAUGACGGCAGGGUUGACGUCAUCAGCAACAUGCGACGUCUACAAUCAAGUCUUGGUGGACCGCCAUUCUCCCAGGACGAUGUGCGUAGGUGUUUGGAGUUCGCUCAACGUCGACUGGAAUCUCGUGGACUUUAUGCCAACUUUUAAAGCAUUUGCUAACUUACAGUAGGAAUCUGCAAUAUUUUUCUGUUUAAUGCGUCUAGGUUUUCUGCAAUACAGCUAAUGCACGUGGACAUGGUUGUUGGUAACAUAUACCGUAUUUUCAAUGAGCUGGAAACGAGAAUACAAAGUUAUAUUGUACUGAAAGCUUAGGACAUAAGCACAAUUAAGAAGUAUACAGGACAACAAAUUAUAAAGUCUUGUGAAUGAUCACUAUGAAUUAUUCAGCUUUGUUGUGACAAAACAUACUUUGAAUUGAACUUUAAACAACCACGAACUUGUCUUACAUUUGUUGUCAUCUAUUUCAUUCCAAUUUAAUUACUGGACUGGAUAUUAUAUGAUGAUGUUACAACCCUAUGUAGUGUUUUUUUCUUUAGUAACGCACAAUAUAAUGUGUAAAUGCACAUACAUGUAAGGAGUAUAAAAUCUAAUUCAUAUCA
Molecule: messenger RNA, 3849 nt
Organism: Haliotis rufescens (red abalone)
Lineage: Eukaryota; Metazoa; Mollusca; Gastropoda; Lepetellida; Haliotidae
Exons: 26
Coding region: 44-3397 (1117 amino acids)
Biological process (GO): protein dephosphorylation
Molecular function (GO): protein tyrosine phosphatase activity
Source: RefSeq, a predicted model, not a curated record